AUGGAGAAGAUAGAGGUAAUUCGACAGAAGUUGUUGACUGCCCAGAGUCAGCAGAAAAGUUAUAUGGAUAAGAGAAGGAGACCACUAGAGUUUAUGGUCAGAGACCAUGUAUUCUUGAAGGUAUCGCCUAUGACUGGUAUUGGGAGGUCUAUUCGAGCCAAGAAGUUGACUCCUAAGUACAUUAGUGCGUUUGAGAUUCUAGAGAGGAUUGGGCCUUUAGUGUAUCGGAUUGCAUUACCUCCACAUUUAUCAGGUGUACAUGACAUAUUUCAUGUCUCACAACUCAAGAAGUACCAACCCAAUCCGUCUCACAUUAUUGAGCCAAAAGAGGUAGAGUUAUGGGAGAAUUUGACUUACCAGACUGAGUCGGAAAGGAUGGCCAAUAUGAAAGAUAAACUGCUCAGAAAUAAGACUAUCCAUUUAGUAAAAGUGAUAUGGAAGGGAAUGACUCCCGGUGAUGCCACUUAG
Prosopis cineraria is the source of this 468-nucleotide messenger RNA. RefSeq lists its product as uncharacterized. NCBI's taxonomy places the organism in Eukaryota, Viridiplantae, Streptophyta, Magnoliopsida, Fabales, Fabaceae. The record is from RefSeq and is a predicted model, not a curated record. The transcript has a single exon. Bases 1 to 468 code for a protein of 155 amino acids.